Molecule: messenger RNA, 453 nt
Organism: Meloidogyne enterolobii
Lineage: Eukaryota; Metazoa; Nematoda; Chromadorea; Rhabditida; Meloidogynidae
Source: the annotation of a GenBank genome assembly
AUGAAUAGAAGCGCAAGAAUUCAACAUAUGAAAAUUUACUAUCAUAAAAAUAAAGAAACGAUAAUGAAAAGAAAGAAAAUAUAUAACCAAAAUAAUAAGGAAAAGUGGAAUAAAUACAUGCGAGAAUACCGACAAAGAAAGAAAAGUCAAUCUGAUAAUAAUGAAGGAACUUCAUUUGUUAAUCCGCAGACUGGUGAUUUUAUUAAUAAAGGUAAAUUACCAAUUGUUUGUCAGGAGGAAGGAAAUCUUUUUAAUCAAGGGGAAGAUGAAUGCAAUAAAGGCGAGAAUGAGCAAAAUCAAAUCGAGGUAGAUGAGGCAAAUAAAAUUCUUGAAGAGAACACAAAUGACCUAGAUGAUCUAGAUGCGAACAAGAAAAUUCAUUCUUUUGAUCUGAACGAGAUACCAUUUGAUUUGAACGAGAUGCCCGAGGAUAAAGAAAUGGAAAAUUAUUAA